Messenger RNA from Zychaea mexicana, 894 nucleotides. RefSeq names its product nucleotide-diphospho-sugar transferase. The coding region runs from base 1 to 894 and encodes 297 amino acids. The record is from RefSeq and is a predicted model, not a curated record. The transcript has 2 exons. Lineage: Eukaryota; Fungi; Mucoromycota; Mucoromycetes; Mucorales; Lichtheimiaceae. Gene Ontology annotation, molecular function: glycosyltransferase activity.
AUGGUGUCAAAAACCCUUCCCAACGCUGCUUGGAUGCUUGUUUUGACAAAUACAAACGACUAUGUCAAAGGUGCGAUCAUCGUGGCCUGCGUUCUACGACGACUCAGUACUCAAUACCCCCUUGUCGUACUGUGUACAUCGGCCGUGUCCGAAGGAGCUCAAGAACUGUUGUCAAAAGCCGGCUGCAUACUCAAAAGGAUCGAGCCCAUACAUCCACCAGGCAAGACCACCUAUUUCGCCGAACGCUUUGUCGAGACUUGGACCAAACUGGCUGUUUGGAAUCAGGACGAGUAUGAACGGGUGGUGCUACUGGAUGCCGAUAUGCUGCCAUUACAAAACAUGGACGAGCUCAUGACCGUACCAUUACCGGAUGGUGAUUAUGUUGCCGCUAGUCAUGCAUGCACUUGUAAUCCACAAAAGAUUAAGGCAUAUCCAGCUGAUUGGAUACCAUCCAAUUGCGCAUACACAAGCUCAUCUGCAUCCAAGAAUGACUACUUCAAUAGUGGGCUUAUCGUGCUGACACCGUCCCAGGGUAAAUUCCAGGAUAUCGUUGCGCGGUUGUACGGCGUUCCGGAUUUGAGUAUUUACCCGUUUCCCGAUCAGGAUUUCUUGAAUGAAAUCUUUGCAGGCAGAUGGGUUCCGUUACCGUACAUUUACAACUCGCUCAAGACCUUAUCGUAUGCGCACUCGGGCAUGUGGAAUUUGCAGGAUGUCAAGAACAUACAUUAUAUUCUGACGCCAAAGCCGUGGGAGGUAAAUGUGAAGCAAGAACAGGAAGCGGACGAGUCAGAUCAACGGUAUUAUCUACAGUAUCAGCUCUGGUGGGAUCUCUAUAACGAUAUUGGAUUCGAUACCGAUACUGUCAAUAAAGCUCUGUAUAAUGAUGAUCGGUGA